GUGCCCGCACUUUCAUCCACCGGAAGUAAACCCAGAGAGACUCGGAAGUUCUUCCUGUACUAAAGCAUCACGUCCAUCAUCAGAAGGGCAUCUGUCGGCCAAAAUGUUUAGCAAAGUUAUCGGCCAGAAGUAUGCGGCCAUCGCUAAGUCAUGGGUUCCCACCAUGGCUGUGUGGGGCACAACUGGAGGCGUAGCUUUGGUUUACUUCACAGACUGGCGAUUGGUUUUGGAUUAUGUUCCCUACAUCAAUGGCAAAUUUAAGAAGGAUGACUAGUGGCAGUCAGGUCAUUGCUGGGUUAUUUUUUCUGUAUAUUUAAUACAAAUAACAAAAUAUUGAACAUGCGCCUCUGCAGCCAUGUUAGAAGAAAUCUGGAGGCCAUCGUCUUCAUCCAGCAGCCCAGUCAACGUGGAACUGUCUUCCAUCUGCUGAAAUGUAUUAUGGUCACUGUCUCCAUGGAAAAUAGUAAACAAAUGAUGACAAACUUGUUUUUCCUCUUCAGUUUGAGGGCAAUUUUUUCAUCAUUUAUGCUCUUUGGGGCCAUAUGUGACUUGAUUUUGCAAUAAAGAAAAGUAUAUGA
This is a messenger RNA of Nothobranchius furzeri (turquoise killifish), 578 nucleotides long. It is a transcript of the gene uqcr11, whose product is annotated as ubiquinol-cytochrome c reductase, complex III subunit XI. The record is from RefSeq and is a predicted model, not a curated record. Gene Ontology annotation, cellular component: mitochondrial inner membrane. Gene Ontology annotation, biological process: mitochondrial electron transport, ubiquinol to cytochrome c. NCBI's taxonomy places the organism in Eukaryota, Metazoa, Chordata, Actinopteri, Cyprinodontiformes, Nothobranchiidae.